This is a messenger RNA of Girardinichthys multiradiatus, 4350 nucleotides long. It is a transcript of the gene igfn1.3, whose product is annotated as immunoglobulin like and fibronectin type III domain containing 1, tandem duplicate 3. Bases 132 to 4157 code for a protein of 1341 amino acids. Gene Ontology annotation, molecular function: protein binding. The record is from RefSeq and is a predicted model, not a curated record. The transcript is spliced from 24 exons. Lineage: Eukaryota; Metazoa; Chordata; Actinopteri; Cyprinodontiformes; Goodeidae.
CUGAGUGUCAUAAAAGCCUUUAAGACCUCUUAAAAGGAAGAGCCCACGCUGAAGAAUCAACUGGACCCUGGCUGGCGCCGGACUGCAGAGCAAAGCAGCUAACGUGAAAGAAAUAAGAAAUUGGUGUGAAGAUGUUUAAGAUUUGCAAAGCCAAGGAUGGGCAGCCAACUGCUCCUGGGCAGGUGAAAAUUAAAAAGAAGUCACAGGUGCCGGGAGUUAUGAUCACACAGUAUGUGGAAGUAUUACCCAAUGGCAUGACCACCCCAGAUUUCACUCGAAAACCUAUCGCUCUCACAAUUCAAGAGGGAAAAAUGGCCUUUUUCAGAGCAAUAGUUACUGGUAAUCCAACACCAACUGUGACUUGGGUGAGAAAUAAUGGUGAAAUUGAUGACAGAUACAAGUCUGUAUUUGAUACAAUCUCUGGUGAACAUCAGCUACAGAUGCCAAAUGUGUGUGCAGAUCAAGCGGAUACCUACAAAUGUUAUGCCAGAAAUGAGUUUGGAAAAGCACUUGUAACCGUUACUCUCAAUGUCAUUGAAAUUGGCUACAAGAAAAGCAAAGCGAUGAAAGAAUCCAGAACAGCAAUUCGAGAAUUACCUGAGGACUUCAAAAAGAACCUGAGAAGCACGGCGGAUAUAGAGCCAAAGGAAGAGAAAAACCUAGAAAUCAAUGACCAGUUUUGGGAACUGUUGUUGAGUGCAGACAAGAAAGAAUAUGAGAGCGUCUGUGCACAAUAUGGGAUCACCAAUUUUCGCUGGAUGCUCAAAAAGCUAAACGAGAAGAAGUUAGAGAGAGAGCAGGAGCAGGACAAGGUUGUUGAAAAACUCUGUAACCUGAAGCACAUUGAACUAAAACCUAAUGGUGCUGCAGAGUUUGAACUUGAGAUGUCACUGAAAGACCGUAACAGCAAAAUUUUCCUAUUCAAGGACGGAGUUAUGAUUCCUUUUGAUGCUGACACCGAGGUAAAACAUGGGCUUAAGAGAAUAGGAAGGAAGUUUGUGUUUAGCAUCAAUGGAAUUGAUCCCGAAGAUGCAGGAUUAUACCAACUGGUAGUCGAUGGAGUUAAGAUAUUCUCAACUGAAUUAAAACUUCCAGAUGUGGACUUCUUGGUAAAGAUUCAAGAUGUAAAACCAGAGGAAAGAGAGGAUGCUGUGUUUCAGUGUGUGCUCUCACAUCCAAUGAAAAAAAUCACCUGGAUGGGAAAAAAUAACCCAGUGGAGCAAGGAGAUAAAUAUGAUAUUACUGUAUCGGACAACAUGUUGAUUCACACUUUAGUGGUGAAAGAUUGCCUGCUACUGGACAAAGGAAUCUACUCCGCUGUGGCUGGACUUAAAUCCUGCAGUGCCUGGCUUAUAGUAGAGGCUAACAAAGAUCCAAAUAUGGUUGGAAAAAGGAACGCUCGCAAAACAACUCGUGCAGGGGGUGGUGGAGAGGAUCUUCUCAAAGUUGCUCAGGAGCAGCAGACGAAGUUACAAAAAGAGCGAGAUGAGUUGAUUGCAAAGGCAAAGGAAAAAGCGGAGGAAGAGGCGGCAGCAGCAGCCACUGAAGAACCAGAACCUGAAACUAAACCAGAGGUAGAACACAAAGAGACGAAACCAGAAGUGGUGGCAGAUUCAGAACCAAUAGUUGUAGAAGAGAGAGUAAAGGAAGUGUCAAAACCAGAAGAUCCUGCACCAGCAAGAGAGGAAGAGGUUGUUCUUGAAGAUAAUGAAUCGGUCCAAGAGAAAAGACAAAGAAUGAGAACAGGUCCACUUAUCCCUGAAACAGUUAUCGACCCUGGAGUUUAUUUCACUAGCGGACUCUCAGAUGUAACUGUGAUUAUUGGUACUGAUGCAGAACUGCUAUGCAAACUCAGCAGUGAGGACUGUGAUGCAAUCUGGUACAAAGAUGGAAAAGAGAUAACAGCAACAGUGGAUAUUAAUGUUGUUAAAGAGGGGACUUGGCGUAAACUAAUUAUUAAAAAGUGUAAAGAAGAGGAUGCUGGAAAAUAUAAAUGUGAAGCUGAUGGGCGAAAAACGGAAGCUAUGAUAAAUGUUGAAGAUCCCCCAAGAAUCAACCCUGAAGACCUUGCUGAGUUUAUGAAACCUGUAACAAUCAAAACUGGAAAAGAUGCAUCCUUCAAGCUAACAUUUAUUGGCCGUGAACCCAUGAAAAUCCAAUGGUACAAUGAUGGGGAAGAGCUGAUGGAGGAGACCAAUAUUAAGAUUGAGAAGUCUUCCUCACAUAGCCGCCUAUUGUUAACCAAGUGCCAUCGCAGGACCACUGGAGAAGUAAAGAUUAAAAUAAAAAAUGAAUGUGGAACAGUUGAGGCCAUCACACAACUUACUGUCCUCGAUAAGCCAACUUCACCACAGGGACCUGUGGAUAUCAUUGAAAGUUCAUCCUCUUGCAUUGAGUUCAAAUGGAAACCUCCCAAAGAUAGUGGUGGUUGUCCUAUAGUCAACUACCUUCUGGAGCGCCAGCAAGUUGGACGCAACAGCUGGCAAAAGUUGGGAAAGAUUGGCCUGGAGCCCAAGUACAGGGACACAGAUGUAGAUCACGGCAGAAAAUACUGCUACCACAUCAGGGCUGAAACCGAUCAAGGUAUCAGUGAAAUGAUAGAAACUGAUGACAUCCAGGCUGGGACAAAGGCAUACCCUGGACCUCCAUCAACACCAAGAAUUGUCAGUGCUUUCAAGCACUGUAUCAAUCUCUCUUGGACUGCACCAGCAAAUACAGGAGGAACAAAUAUUUUGGGAUACAAUGUGGAGAAACGCAAGAAUGGGAGUAAUCUGUGGAGCAUGGUCAACCCACCAGACGAGCCCAUCAAAGCAAAACAAUACGCAGUAGAGGACAUUGUGGAUGGUAUUGAGUAUGAAUUCAGAGUGUCAGCUAUUAAUAUGUCUGGUGUGGGAGAACCAAGUGUACCCUCUGAAUUAGUCAUGGCAAGAGAUCCAAAGAAACCUCCUGGUAAAGUUGCUGACCUGAAGGUGACAGACUCCUCGUAUACGACCUUAUCGCUGAGCUGGAUCAAACCAGUAAAGGAAGAAGGUGUCCAAGAUGAAGCCAAAGGAUACUUUGUGGAGCUACGACCAGCAGAAAACCCUGAAUGGGGCCGCUGUAACACCAACCAUAUUGUUAUGACCACCUUUACUAUUGUGGGUCUUAAGUCAAUGGCAAUGUACUGGGUAAGAGUUAUAGGCACCAAUGAAGGUGGAGAUGGUGAGCCUCAAGAGUUAGACAACUACAUCAUUGCAAUGCCUCCACCAGUUAGACCCCAAUUCACUGACAAAAAAAUGAAGAACUUUAUGGUUGUGAGGGCAGGGAACUCUGUUCGAAUCAACAUCAACUUUAAGGCUUCUCCAAUGCCAGUGAUCACAUGGCUAAAGGAUAGCUUGUCUCUACCCAAACAUGUGACAGUGAGCAACACGGACACAUCAUCACAGUUAAUGAUUCCCUCAUCAGAACGCCAUGAUACCGGGAUCUACACAAUUAUUGUCAAGAACCUUGUUGGUCAGGAGAUCUCCAGUGUUGAAAUAAGAGUCACAGAUGAUCCUAAACCACCAGGCCCUGUGGAACUUGAAGAGAAUGUGUCAGGAACAGUGACCGUUUCAUGGACCCCAUCUCCAGAUGAGAAGAGAGAUAACAGGCUUCACUAUGUGGUCACCAAGCAAGAUUCUGUUAAACGCACUUGGCAUACUGUGGCUGACCAUCUCUUCAACAACAGGUUUACUGCAGUCAAUAUUAUGCCAGGAAGGCAGUACAAGUUCAGGAUCUAUGCUAAGAAUGACAUGGGGCUUUCUGCAGCAUCUGAGUCACCAAUCUGGGAAGUGAAAAAAAAGAAAGAGAAAUUCUCUUUGAAACUUCCAGCUUCCAAGAUCUGCAGCUUUGAGAUGCCUCCAUCAUUUUCUGUUCCUCUGAAAACGCACCAAAGUCCUGAGAGCUACGAGUGCCACAUUAGUUGUGCCGUGACAGGAAACCCGAGACCCCAUGUUACCUGGUACAAAAAUAACGUCAGCCUCAACACCAACACUAACUACUACAUCACCAACACCUGCGGAGUCUGCUCCAUGCUAAUACUCAAUGUCAGGCCCAAGGACAGUGGGGAUUAUACUGUUGUUGCAGAAAAUUCUCUGGGCAGAGUGGAGUGCUCAACAAAACUUGUUGUUAAAGAUUAGCAUGAUGCAGUGGCCCUGAACUUCUCAAGACCCCGGCGGCAUCAAAAUAAAUGGAGGCGCAUUUAUCAGCUUGAAAUCUGGUUGUUAUCUGAGUUGAUUUUGUCUUGUGUGGAAAAUAUGUAUUUAUGUAUUUAAAUAAUGGGAUGAAAAUAAAUUAUAACACGGCAAAUGAAUAAAAUCACAGAAAAAUAAA